AUGCCGACUUACAAAGUUCAUGUCAAAUGGGGCAGCGAAAAAUUCACAGACAUUGAAUGCAAUGGAGAUGAAACCCCACUUUUGUUCAAAGCACAACUGUUCAAUCUGUCUGGAGUACAGCCUGAUCGACAAAAAGUUAUCACAAAAGGAGUUGUCCUCAAGGAUGAUGAAUGGAACAUCCAGUUAAAAAAUGGCUUAACAUUCAUGAUGAUGGGUUCUGCUGACGUUCUACCAGCUGAACCAGUUGAUAAACCAGUUUUCAUGGAAGACAUGAAUGAGGCCCAACUUGCUACUGCACUGAAACUUCCUCCUGGUUUGAUAAAUAUAGGCAACACAUGCUACAUGAAUGCCACAUUACAAUGUUUGCAUUCCAUUCCUGAACUUAGAGAAAAUCUUGCCAAUUACCAUCUUACUCAGAGAGGUACUCAGAUAGGGGACACAAUCACUCCAGCAAUGGCUGAUCUUUUCAAGGCAAUGGAUGAGAGCUCAACAGCCAUUUCUCCUAUCAUGUUUCUUCAUGUCCUACACAGUGCGUUCCCAAAAUUUGCUGAAAAAGGAGAACAAGGUGGAUUCAUGCAACAGGAUGCAAAUGAAUGCUGGACAGAAUUGGUAAGGAGUCUGCAGCAAAAACUCUGUAUUACUUCACCAGCCACUGAUCAGGGUGAAGGGGCAGCUUCAUCACAAUCUAAAAAAUUAAUUGACCAGUUUAUGGGCGGAGAAUUUGAAGUCAUUAUGAAAUGCAAUGAAGCAGCAGAAGAGGAUAUUUCCAAAUCAGUUGAGAAAUUUUAUCAACUCAGUUGUUUCAUUGAAAAAGAGGUAAAAUUUAUGCACACAGGAUUAAAAUCACGCUUGGAAGAAACGAUAACCAAAUAUUCUCCCACUUUAGGCAGAGAUGCUUUGUACACAAAAUCUAGUAAAAUCAGCCGUUUACCAGCGUAUUUAUCUAUUCAGUUUGUUAGGUUUUGCUAUAAGGAAAAUGUAUCAAUAAAUGCCAAAAUUCUCAAGGAUGUAAAAUUUCCCCUCAAUCUUGAUGUCUAUGAUUUGUGCACAGAAGAAUUACAAAAGAAACUUGUUCCUGUGAGAGACAAGUUCAAGAUCAUGGAAGAUCGCCAAUUGGAAGAGCAGGGCAAAGCAAAGUAUGAUCCAGAAUAUGCAAAAAGUCUUGAAGGAAGAAAAAUGAAAAUUGAGCCAUUUUCUUUUUCUGAGGAUGAUGGUUCUAGUAACAGUGGUUAUUAUGCAUUGAAAGCUGUACUUACACACAAAGGACGAACAAGUUCUAGUGGACAUUAUGUGGCAUGGGUUCGAUAUAAAGACGAUGAUUGGAUAAAGUUUGAUGACGACAAAGUAUCUUCGACUCCUUCCUCUGAAAUUCUCAAAUUGUCUGGCGGUGGUGAUUGGCACUGUGCCUAUGUGCUUCUUUAUGGUCCACGCACUGUAGAAAUGGUUGAUGAGUAA
Messenger RNA from Acanthosepion pharaonis, 1455 nucleotides. Lineage: Eukaryota; Metazoa; Mollusca; Cephalopoda; Sepiida; Sepiidae. The record is from the annotation of a GenBank genome assembly.